CGCCUGUCAGCCGGCCCCUGCGCCCGCCAGGCUCAGCUCCGACCUUGCAGCGGCGUAGCGCGGGCAGGAGGCGGGAGCAGCGGCGGGCGGAGCGCAGCAAGCUCAGCUCGCAGUGCGAUCUCCAAUGAGCUGCGUGGAACCUGCGCCCUGGACGACCUGAGCCAGCUGCGCGCCCCCCUCUACGACCCACCUGGUGCCAGGUAAGGGCCCAGCGAGAGGACCCCCGACCUAAGACCCUACCAGGUCAGUCUUGCCCUGUAGACCAUGAUGGCCUUGCCCCCGUGAUUGACAGCCUGCCCCUGGUGCCUGCCCCUUGGCACCUGCCUGCAGCCAACCAGCAGGAUGAGGCUAUGGAAGGCAGUGGUGGUGACAUUGGCCUUCAUGAGCAUGGACGUCGGUGUGACCACGGCCAUCUAUGCCUUCAGCCACCUUGACCGCAGCCUGCUGGAGGACAUCCGUCACUUCAACAUCUUUGACUCGGUGCUGGACCUCUGGGCAGCCUGCCUGUACCGCAGCUGCCUGCUGCUGGGGGCCACCAUCGGGGUGGCCAAAAACAGUGCCCUGGGGCCACGGCGGCUGCGGGCCUCGUGGGUUGUCAUCACCCUCGUGUGCCUCUUGGUGGGCAUCUACGCUAUGGUCAAGCUGCUGCUUUUCUCUGAAGUGCGCAGGCCCAUCCGGGACCCGUGGUUCUGGGCCCUGUUUGUGUGGACGUACGUCUCGCUGGCCGCCUCCUUCCUGCUCUGGUGGCUGCUGUCCACCGUGAGGCCAGACGCCGAGUCCCUGGAGUCAGGGGCGGCCACCGAGGCUGAGGGCUUCCACAGGGAGGCCCGACCUACAGCCGAGCAGGCAUCAGGGGCCACGUUACAGAAGCUGCUGUCCUAUACCAAGCCCGAUGUGGCCUUCCUCGUGGCUGCCUCCUUCUUCCUCAUCAUGGCGGCUCUGGGCGAGACCUUCCUGCCCUACUACACAGGCCGCGCCAUCGACAGCAUCGUCAUCCAGAAGAGCAUGGACCAGUUCAGCACUGCUGUCAUUGUCGUCUGUCUGCUGGCCAUCGGCAGCUCAUUUGCCGCAGGUAUUCGAGGCGGCAUUUUCACCCUCAUAUUUGCCAGACUGAACAUUCGCCUCCGGAACUGUCUCUUCCGCUCGCUGGUGUCUCAGGAGACGAGCUUUUUUGACGAGAAUCGCACAGGGGACCUCAUCUCCCGCCUCACCUCGGACACCACCAUGGUCAGCGACCUGGUCUCCCAGAACAUCAACAUCUUCCUGAGGAACACAGUCAAGGUCACGGGCGUGGUGGUCUUCAUGUUCAGCCUCUCGUGGCAGCUCUCCCUGGUCACCUUCAUGGGCUUCCCCAUCAUCAUGAUGGUGUCCAACAUCUAUGGCAAGUACUACAAGAGACUUUCCAAGGAGGUCCAGAGUGCCCUGGCCAGAGCCAGCAACACGGCUGAGGAGACCAUCAGCGCCAUGAAGACUGUGCGCAGCUUUGCCAACGAGGAAGAGGAGGCAGAGGUGUAUUUGCGGAAGCUGCAGCAGGUGUACAAGCUGAACCGGAAGGAGGCGGCUGCCUACAUGUACUAUGUCUGGGGCAGUGGGCUCACGCUGCUGGUGGUCCAGGUCAGUAUUCUCUACUAUGGAGGCCACCUCGUCAUCUCGGGACAGAUGACCAGCGGCAACCUCAUCGCCUUCAUCAUCUACGAGUUCGUCCUGGGGGAUUGUAUGGAGUCUGUGGGAUCUGUCUACAGUGGCCUGAUGCAGGGCGUGGGGGCAGCUGAGAAGGUGUUCGAGUUCAUUGACCGGCAGCCGACCAUGGUGCAUGAUGGUGACUUGGCCCCCGACCACCUGGAGGGCCGCGUGGACUUUGAGAAUGUGACCUUCACCUACCGCACACGGCCCCACACCCAGGUCCUGCAGAAUGUCUCCUUCAGCCUGUCCCCAGGCAAAGUGACGGCCCUGGUGGGGCCCUCUGGCAGCGGGAAGAGCUCCUGUGUCAACAUCUUGGAGAACUUCUACCCACUACAGGGGGGCCGAGUGCUACUGGACGGCAAGCCCAUCGGUGCCUAUGACCACAAGUACCUGCACCGUGUGAUCUCCCUGGUGAGCCAGGAACCCGUGCUCUUUGCCCGUUCCAUCACAGACAACAUCUCCUACGGCUUACCCACGGUGCCCUUUGAGAUGGUGGUGGAGGCCGCACAGAAGGCCAAUGCCCACGGCUUCAUCAUGGAGCUCCAGGAUGGCUACAGCACAGAGACGGGGGAGAAGGGUGCCCAGCUGUCAGGUGGCCAGAAGCAGCGAGUGGCUAUGGCCCGGGCCUUGGUGCGAAACCCUCCCGUCCUCAUCUUGGAUGAAGCCACCAGUGCUCUGGAUGCCGAGAGCGAGUACCUGAUCCAGCAGGCCAUCCACGGCAACCUGCAGAAGCACACGGUGCUCAUCAUCGCGCACCGCCUGAGCACCGUGGAGAAGGCACACCUCAUCGUGGUGCUGGACAAGGGCCGUGUGGUGCAGCAGGGCACGCACCAGCAGCUGCUGGCCCAGGGCGGCCUCUACGCCAAGCUGGUGCAGCGCCAGAUGCUGGGGCUCGAGCCCGCCUCGGACUACACAGCCGGUCACAAGGAGCCACUGGGCAAUGGCACUCACAAGGCCUGACCUCGGCCCCUGCCUCUCCCAGUGGGGCAGAGGCUCUGGCACCUGCCUUGCAGACAUGCCUGUGGGGCCACAGCAGCUCCCAGCUGCCCUCCGAGUCCAGGUCUGUGGCACUGGGGGGCAACCUGCCACGUCCCACCUUUCACCGCUUCCUGCUCUUGCCCUGGUUCCACCCUGCUCCCCAGGGCACUUCCAGCCUGUGCUGCCAUGAGCACCCCUCUGCUCCCCCCGCCUGGUCUCCCCUGCUGCUCCCCCACGCUCCUAGCAAAGGUGCAGCUGCCUUUUUAAACCAUGACCUUACCAGGUUUUUUUACUGCUUGAUUUGAUGCACUACAGACAACUCCUAGAUUUCAAAAACAUUUUUCUAAUUGGGAGUAAUGAUGGGAAUAUUCACUAAGGUGUUCUAGAAUCUUCUGAGCCAGGAGUGAAGAGCCCUUCCUAAUAGUCUGGGAGAUGCCAGAAAAGAACUAGGCUCACCCUUGCCCCUCCAGAAAAGGGGCUUUCCUGUCCCAGAGGGGAGCACAGGGGUGGAGUGGAACUGUCGCUCCCUCCUCCCAGCUCGGUGAGUCAGGCCUAGGGUGGGCGGGAAAGUGGGAGGCAUCUAGCUGCCCAUAGGCCCCCUGCCAAUCAAAGCCAGUCUCACUGUGAACCACUGCAAACCUCAAUGGGGGAGUGAGGGGCUGGCCAGGCCUGGCAGGGCCUCUGGGGUGCACCCAGCCCACACCCAGCGCUUUAGCCCCCUUGGCCCUGCCUCCUUCUUCCCCUGGCUGGCAGCCAUCUGGACGCCCACCCUGACACUCGGCUGUUUGGAGGCCCUUGGUUGUUUGCAAGAUGCUUUCUCUUUUGUUUGGUGGAUGGGACUGUUGCAAAGCCCAGGGGCCGGCUUUGUCCAAGGUUGUGAGAUAGUGGGAGAACCCAGUCAAUAAAGUGUACUACCUCUGA
Ictidomys tridecemlineatus (thirteen-lined ground squirrel) is the source of this 3582-nucleotide messenger RNA. It is a transcript of the gene Abcb9, whose product is annotated as ATP binding cassette subfamily B member 9. Gene Ontology annotation, cellular component: lysosomal membrane. The record is from RefSeq and is a predicted model, not a curated record. Gene Ontology annotation, biological process: transmembrane transport; peptide transport. Gene Ontology annotation, molecular function: ABC-type peptide transporter activity; ATP hydrolysis activity; ATP binding. NCBI's taxonomy places the organism in Eukaryota, Metazoa, Chordata, Mammalia, Rodentia, Sciuridae.